GAUUGACUCGUGGCGGUAAAAGAAGAUGAAGUAGAGCAGACGCGAGCGAUUGAUAAGCCCUUGCUUCCUUUCUCUGUGUUCUUCUGAUUCAGUUGGCUCUGGCUAUGGCUAUGGCGGACGCUACAGAAGCUGCUAAUUAAGCUUCUCUGCAGUGAACCCAUUUCUUCUCUUUCUCUGUUUAUGUGGAUUCUGGUAAUUCUGAUGCCAUAUUAUUCGCGUUAAGUCUUCAUGGAUGCUCGGCGAGGAUCCCGCGUCGUCAAACCCAAAGUUCGUCAGGUCGGAUUCUUCACCCUCGACGCUCCAAACCCCCCCGGACGCUCCCUAUCCGGUCCGGUCGGCUUUGGUCCUUCUCAACAAUCCCUCUCUCCUCCCACCGAUCCCUUGUCUCCGGUCAUGAUUCCUCCUCCUCGUCAUCUCUCCGAUAACCUUGCCUCACGCUCUACUAUGCUCCCUGUUCCGACGCCGGCCAAUUGGAGAAAUUCCGGUGAUCAGAUUCAUGUUGGCAGUUAUAACCCUUCCCAGACCCUGCUUGCGACUUCUCCUUCGAGUAGAAUUUGGGACGAUGAGCUGGAGAUGUCCGAGGAUUCUUCCACCUCCGUUCCGUAUCGCCGGAGUGGUUCCGGGAAGAUUGCGUCGAGCCUUCCUGGGCUUGGAGUCCACAUGGCGGCUAAGUCGUCGGAGAAUUCGCAGGCGGUGCCUCUCAGGACGUUGGGACCUAAUAAGCCUGCUGGAGUUGCAGAAAAUAAUGGAGGGGCAUCCACAGAGGUGCAAAAUCAACCACCACCAUCAAGUUCAAAACCCCUGAAGGCAAAAACAACGAAGGCUGAAAGACGGGCUCUGCAGGAGGCACAACGAGCAGCAAAAGUUUCUGCAAAAGGUGAGGCGAAUAAGUCAGGUACUGUUCCUGGUAAAGCUGUGAAGCAGCCUUCGGCUAUGAAAGAUAGCACUGCUGCACCUUCGGUUGCAUCUACUGACAAAAGAGGAGGUGAUCGCACAGUUGAUAAAGAAAGGAAGAAAGAUGCGCCCCAUCCACGAAUGCAGUUUGAUGAUAAAAAUAGGGUAGAAAAGGCUAAAAAGCGAGCAGUUUUCAACCAAACUGAAGCUCGAAAUAGGGUUGAAUUAUUUCGCCAUUUGCCUCAAUAUGAGCAGGGAACUCAGCUUCCUGAUCUCGUGUCGAAGUUUUUCCAACUUGACACCAUUCAUCCUGCCAUUUACAAGGUUGGUUUACAAUAUAUGGCCGGAGAUAUAUGUGGAGGCAAUGCUCGCUGUAUUGCUAUGCUUCAUGCCUUUCAACAGGCCAUCAAAGACUACUCAACUCCGCCACAGAAAUCUCUGGGUAGAGAUUUAACUGCAAAAAUUGGUGGCUAUGUGUCAUUCUUCAACGAGUGCAGGCCACUAUCUGUUAGCAUGGGAAAUGCAAUUAGGUUUCUGAAGAACCGCAUUGCCAAAUUACCAGUGAAUCUUCUGGAAUCUGAAGUAAAAGCUACACUUUGCUCAGAUAUUGAUCGCUUUAUCAAUGAGAAGAUUAUCAUUGCAGAUGAGGUCAUAGUUAGACAUGCUGCUACUAAAAUCAGGGAUGGAGAUGUUCUUCUCACAUAUGGAUCAUCAUGUGCUGUAGAGAUGCUUCUAUUAUAUGCACAUGAACUCGGAAAAGAAUUCCGUGUUGUGGUGGUGGAUUCCCGACCAAAACUGGAAGGGCAAGCAUUGCUUCGUAGGCUAAUAGCAAGCGGCCUAAAGUGUACCUACACUCAUAUAAAUGCUAUUUCUUACGUGAUGCACGAAGUAACACGAGUUUUUCUGGGGGCCGCUGCAGUAUUGUCUAAUGGAACUGUAUAUUCUAGAGUGGGAACUGCAGGUGUUGCCAUGGUUGCUAAUGCAUUCCAUGUUCCAGUCUUAAUCUGCUGCGAAGCCUAUAAAUUCCAUGAAAGGGUACAGCUUGACUCAAUAUGUUUCAAUGAAUUAGGUGAUCCAGAUGCUAUUUCAAAGGUCCCAGGAAGGAAGGAUGUUAAUUAUCUAGAUAAUUUGGCUGCUAAAGAACAACUGCAAUGUCUAAAUUUAAUGUAUGAUGCUACACCUUCAGAUUAUGUCUCAAUGAUUGUCACAGAUUAUGGCAUGAUCCCGCCUACAAGCGUACCCGUGAUCGUACGCGAGUAUCGGAGAGAGCACCUGUGGAUUUAAGGACUUCAUUGGUAAGGAAGCUUAUUUUUGCAAGGAUGAAUCAUAGAUGUUUGUUGCCGAAGCAUGCUGCAAGAAGUUUUUACAUUCAAAUUCUGCAACUAAAUUUUGAUUUUUGGUAAACUAACGAUUAGACAAGAGUGUGAUUGUUGCUUCUCCUUACACUUUUCCAAGCGUGUUUUUUUCUGGGAGAAUGUAUUGUGGGUACGGUUUGAAAGUCGUCGUCAAUAAUGUCAAUGAAAAUGUCGAUACCUUGAACUUUA
This is a messenger RNA of Cucurbita moschata (crookneck pumpkin), 2438 nucleotides long. Its product is annotated as translation initiation factor eIF-2B subunit delta-like. The coding region runs from base 229 to 2178 and encodes 649 amino acids. The record is from RefSeq and is a predicted model, not a curated record. NCBI's taxonomy places the organism in Eukaryota, Viridiplantae, Streptophyta, Magnoliopsida, Cucurbitales, Cucurbitaceae. The transcript is spliced from 7 exons.